AUGUCCGUCAUUCAGCUGGAAGAGCUCAUGUCCUACCAACUGCGGACGAGCUAUCUCGAUGAAAUCGCAGACGGCGUCGGCGAGCGACUGCUCACCGUCAACGACAACUUUCUCAACUCGGCCGCAUUCAAAGCCGCCGGGUGGCGUCCCAACCGGUCCUACAUCAAGCGGACGUACUCUCCUCCGAUCCCCACGGCCGUCGCGUCCGAAUACUUCCAGGCGCCACGACAACCAGGUCUCACGCUCGAGGAUGGCGACGAGGACGGCGGCAUGCUCACCGGCGGAGGGGCCGACACCAUGGGUCCCGGCGUGGCUACUAAGAGGCGCAGGCGCCGGGAGCAGGUGGAGGAAGACGACAGCAGCGACUUGUCGGACGAGAGCGACGAAGAACAGGAGCAACGCGCCGCGCAGCAAAUCAAGUUUUCAAAGAUGCCAGUGAGGCAGCGGGCAGGGUCGUCGCCGCUACAGGCAUCGCCCGUGAAGCCCCAGACGUCGCCCCGGGUGCCGAGGCGUGGGUCUCAGUCAGCCCUCGAGACGGUGCGAGAGCGCCGGCGCAGGGACACCGUCACCAGCAGCGACAUUUCCUCCGAGAACGAGUUCGACGUGCCCGCUGUGCUGAGACACCGGGAGGCAGCACGCGCCGCGGCAAGGGCUGUGCGGUUACAGGACAAGAUCAACGAAGAACCCGCGCCCCCGCGUCUCGAGAGGGCUGACACUCAGCUUCUGCCCGAGGAAGAGGAGGACGAUUCGGACGAGGGCUCCGACAUGUCUGGCGACUACGUGGGGAGCAUGGAUUCUGCUUCGAUUCUGGACGGCGUGGAGAAUCCCAUCAAUCCCUCGCCCACCCAACAAGUCGUGGGAACGCCGCCUCGAAACUUCCCGCGGCAAUCCAUGGUUCGCAAGUCACAACCACCAGCAAAGCCCGUGGUCCUGGAGGCUCUGCCUCCGCCCCGGCCCAUGAGCAUGAUCCGGCCGGCCAGCUACGUCCAGCCUACGAGUCUGCUCUCGGCGGCACUGAAGGCGCGGGAGCACAAGUCAUCCGUGCCCUUCCAAAAGUUUGCUCAUUUCAGCGGCCAAGGAACACAGGGGUCCAUCGCCGUGCGCAUCUACGCCCCCUUUUGCAGGACGGCGAGCAAGCCUUUCGAGGUGCUCAUCCGCCCCCGGGUCCACGACGGGCAGGGCGCCGAGCGAGUGGUUACGGUCACCGACCUGAUUGGGCUGAGCCUGUACCGGUAUACCGAGGAAAAGAGGGAGCCGCAGAUAUCGCCCGGCAAAUACAGCGUGAACUGGUGGACGCUCAGAAUGGUGGAAGACGGCGAGGUCGACGACGACUUCCCGCCGUUUGAGAGGAAGAAGCCGCUGACUUCAUUCACGACGGUCAACAAUGCGAGCGCCAGGGGCGGAGGCAGGAUGCGGUCCAACUCGGCAGCCUACGAUGAAUUUGCGCUGGUGCCCGCCUCGGAAGGUGAAUACGAAGAAAACAAGCGCCUGACACCCCAGCUAGACGAUGACGAGGCCGAGCAGGCGCAGGGCCAGCAAGCAGCGCCGCCGCCGCCGCCGCCGCCGCCGACCGUGAGCCAUCUCGUGAGCCCCAACGAGGGUGAUGACGAUGAUGCCAAUGAUGAUGCCGCUCGUAAAUACUCGCCCGCACCGCCACGUAUGGACCCCCUGGCGGACAACAGCCGGCCGAGACAGAACCCCAUCGUGACGACGACGUAUCGGCCAAACACGCCCCUGGCCGACUCGCCGCAAGUGCCGGUGACGGUGCCGAACACGACACGCGGGCAGCACAAGCUGCUCCGCGUCCACAUCAUGUCCUCGGACGUGGCGGCGGAACAGAUGGUCACGGUGGACGUGACGACGGACACGUACCUCGCCGAGGUGCUCGACAUUGUCUGCCGCAAGAGGCAGCUGGACAAGGCCAACCACGUGCUGAAGCUCCCCCGGUCGGGGGCCGUGGUCAUGAUUGACCGGCCGGUGUCGUCGAUCGGCAACGUGUCCGACCUGGAGCUGUACCGGAGACGGUUUGCGACGGACGGACCGCUGAGCGUGGCCGGCUCGCCCAGCAGCUCGUCUCCGCGGACCAUGGGCCUCCCCAGCAGCCAGGGCGUGUCGCAGCGGAGGGAGCACAGGAGGGACAGGUUGCUGGGGCCGCACCCGCUGGCGCAGGAGGCGCUCGAGCAGGACGAGUUUGGCAACGCCAACUACAAGAAGUACACGGUCUGGCGGAAGCAGCCGAUGCGCCUCGUGGGCAUGAGCGAGCGGAUCCUGGUGAUUGACGGCGAGUACAUCCACAUCGUGCCCGCGUCGGGGGGCAAGGCGGUCCACGACGGCGGAGGGAAGACGACGACGGUUCACUUUAGCAACGUCGUCGGGUGCAAGGUGCCGCGAAAGCACCCGACAAACGUCAAGCUGGUGAUCUACAAAGCCACAGAGAGCAAGCGAUACGAUUUCGAGGCGCGCGGGGCCGACGAGGCAGCAGAGAUUGUGGCCGCGCUGAAGAAGGGCAUCUCGCCGUACAGAGAGGUGUAG
Messenger RNA from Metarhizium album ARSEF 1941, 2532 nucleotides. Its product is annotated as stress activated MAP kinase interacting protein Sin1. The record is from RefSeq and is a predicted model, not a curated record. Gene Ontology annotation, biological process: TORC2 signaling. Gene Ontology annotation, cellular component: TORC2 complex; plasma membrane; cytoplasm. Lineage: Eukaryota; Fungi; Ascomycota; Sordariomycetes; Hypocreales; Clavicipitaceae. Bases 1 to 2532 code for a protein of 843 amino acids. The transcript has 3 exons. Gene Ontology annotation, molecular function: phosphatidylinositol-4,5-bisphosphate binding.